Messenger RNA from Mesoplodon densirostris (Blainville's beaked whale), 1546 nucleotides. It is a transcript of the gene DR1, whose product is annotated as down-regulator of transcription 1. The transcript has 3 exons. The coding region runs from base 715 to 1245 and encodes 176 amino acids. Gene Ontology annotation, biological process: negative regulation of transcription by RNA polymerase II; positive regulation of transcription by RNA polymerase II; chromatin remodeling. Gene Ontology annotation, molecular function: TBP-class protein binding; core promoter sequence-specific DNA binding; general transcription initiation factor activity. Gene Ontology annotation, cellular component: negative cofactor 2 complex. The record is from RefSeq and is a predicted model, not a curated record. NCBI's taxonomy places the organism in Eukaryota, Metazoa, Chordata, Mammalia, Artiodactyla, Ziphiidae.
UUCCAGCAAACCUUCUCUGGCUUCUGGAGGGACAGACCACCGUUGCCGCGGCUUUGGCUUCUACGAUCUGCGUUCGGGCUAAACGGCCACAGCGGCGCCACUGCCGCUCCCCUUGUGCCUGGUUCUGACCGUAUUUGUUCCCCGGAGGCCGCCCCGGUUACAGCAGCGGCCGCGGCCGACAUGUUGUGAGGCGGCGGCGCGGGUGUCUCAAGGAUGGUUUGGCUGAGGCGGCAGCAGCGGCUGCUGGCGGCGGCGGCAUUGGCAGCAGGGGCUCCGGCUCUGUAGAGCCCAGCCCGCUGGGUGUCCGCCCUGUACCGCGGCCAGACCAGUGCCCCUGGACCUUGCCUCUGCUCCGGCGCCGUUGGGGAACGGUUAGGCGACAGCGCACGCCCCUCAGAGGAGACACGAAGGGGGUUCUCCAGUGCUUAGAUUUCCGGACCAUCUAGCCUUCCCCUCUCCGACCUGGGCAGUGCUGUCCCCAGAAUCCUCAGCCCCCCCCCCUAAUUUGCUCCCAGCCUCGCCCUGAAUCUUUCACACACGCGGGUGUUCCACGCCCUCUCGAGCCAACCCCUCGCCCCUUAAUUUUCUGCACCCUCUACUCAGAGCGCCCCCCGGAUUGCUCUCCGAGGGCAGCCUUUUGAAAAAUCUUCGUGGAGCAGUGGACCAGAACUGGGGGAGUUUUCAAAGUCGGGGCGCGAGAGAUAGGAAGGUACGAUGGCUUCCUCAUCUGGAAACGAUGAUGAUCUCACUAUACCCAGAGCUGCUAUCAAUAAGAUGAUCAAAGAGACUCUCCCCAAUGUCCGGGUGGCCAACGAUGCCCGGGAGCUGGUGGUGAACUGCUGCACUGAAUUCAUUCACCUUAUAUCUUCUGAAGCCAAUGAAAUUUGCAAUAAAUCGGAAAAGAAGACCAUCUCGCCAGAGCACGUCAUACAAGCACUAGAAAGUUUAGGCUUUGGCUCUUACAUCAGUGAAGUAAAAGAAGUCUUACAAGAAUGCAAGACAGUAGCAUUAAAAAGAAGAAAGGCCAGUUCUCGUUUGGAAAACCUUGGCAUUCCUGAAGAAGAGUUAUUGAGACAGCAACAGGAAUUAUUUGCAAAAGCUAGACAGCAACAAGCAGAAUUAGCCCAGCAGGAAUGGCUUCAAAUGCAGCAAGCUGCCCAACAAGCACAGCUUGCUGCUGCUUCAGCAAGUGCAUCCAACCAGGCAGGAUCUUCUCAGGAUGAAGAAGAUGAUGAUGAUAUCUGAAAUUCACCAGCUGAGUUUCUAUUUCCUCUAUAAAUGUUUUUCCCUGCACAAGAAAACAGUGAAAGAAAUGCUUAUCUGUAAUUUUGUAUGCAUCUUGGUGGACUUGCCAUUGGUAUUCUAGGGAUGUCUGCCGUUAAGUUUCAUCUAUUGUGUGCUAUUCAUGUAAAAACUGUCUCUUCUAACUAUUGAAAAUUUAAGGCUCAGUAUAAUAUCAAUUUUGAAUUUUUAAUGGUGUUUAUGAAAUUUUAGAUAGCAGUGAGUUCUUUAUUUGAUCAAUAAACAGUGUUACAGAAAACUUCAA